AUGGGGUCACUGAUUUCCGAAGCCCAGGAAAUCCUGGGAGCACUUCGCGGAGAGAUUCUUCACGUCCCUGACCUGCGGGAAAUUUUCAAGGAUUGGCCGGUGGACGCAAACACCAACUACAAGGAAAUCAUACCUGUUGUCGAGAGCGCAUUCGAUAGAUUGGUCCGGAACCCGGGACUUCGAGAGAAAUACCGAAAGGCCAAUUACGCCAGAUUUGUGAGCCUAUAUUACCCACACCCAGACCAGAACCAAAUUCAUACUCUUGCGCUAUACAUAGUCUGGCUCUUCUGUUGGGACGAUGCCAUUGAUCAGCAGGGUAGCGACCUGAGUGCCAAUCUGGCGAGAGCAAAGACCCAUCGCAACGACACCAUCCGUGUACUCAACGAAGCCUUAGGUCUCAGCUCCCUUAGCACUAAUACUCACAAUAUCAUGUGCGAUCAUGUGAAUGCUGAGUUGAUUACAAUUGGAGCAGAGCUGUGCAAGGCAUACAAUUUUGAACAAAGGCAGACUUUCAUGCACCAGAUGCGCCGCUACAUUGAGAACUGUGAUAAAGAGCAAAGUCUUCGUCUGCGCGGUACUCUCCCCAGCAUGGAGGCCUACGAAGAGUUGCGCCAUGGAACGGCGGCAGUCUGGACCCUCUGCGCCCUCAUUGAGUACGGCCUGGGAGAGAGCUUCCCAGAGCAUAUUCGCUGCAUGAAUGAAAUGCAGACCCUCUGGGCAGAGACAAGCAGAGGUAUUUGGAUAACCAACGACAUCCUCUCCCUCAAGAAGGAGAUUCCUAAGGACGACAGAGCUGACGAGAGCAUCGUUAAUGCCGUCCCCAUUCUCAUGAUGGAGGAGGGAAAGUCGCCGCAGCAAGCGGUUGACGCCCUCCUAGCCGAUCUCGCCAUCUCUGUUGCCACCUUCGAAGGCGCUGCGAACACUCUUGCUGAGGCGGCGGGGGAGGGACGGCAGGCGGUGCUCAGGUACUGCGAUGCUUGCCGGUGCAUGGUCACCGGAAGCAUUCAGUUUACCUUUGAGUCCACGAGGUACAAGCUGGCGGGAUGCAUGAACGCGGACGGAUCGUUGGACAUUCCGCUGUAA
Molecule: messenger RNA, 1083 nt
Organism: Colletotrichum siamense
Lineage: Eukaryota; Fungi; Ascomycota; Sordariomycetes; Glomerellales; Glomerellaceae
Gene: BOT2-4
Product: Presilphiperfolan-8-beta-ol synthase
Exons: 7
Coding region: 1-1083 (360 amino acids)
Source: RefSeq, a predicted model, not a curated record